Messenger RNA from Piliocolobus tephrosceles (Ugandan red Colobus), 3056 nucleotides. It is a transcript of the gene SIGIRR, whose product is annotated as single Ig and TIR domain containing. The transcript is spliced from 9 exons. Lineage: Eukaryota; Metazoa; Chordata; Mammalia; Primates; Cercopithecidae. The record is from RefSeq and is a predicted model, not a curated record. Gene Ontology annotation, biological process: signal transduction. The coding region runs from base 1345 to 2886 and encodes 513 amino acids.
CGCCCGGAAGCCCGAGCUCGCCCGCGUCCUGCCCUUUCCAGGCCUGGGGGAAGGGAGGAAAGUGGGCGAAGGGGGCGGGGGCCGACCUUUUCUCUGCCGGACGUGGUCAUUGGCUUUUUGGUGACCCUCGGCGCAGAACAGAGCGUGGCGAGGAGCGCCGAGGCUCGCAGGGAUCCCACCUCGGUCCCCCAAGCCUGGAUCCCAGCUCGAGGCUUCCUGAGUCGCCGAGGGCGGACCAAGAGUCAGGCUGGGGCCCGAGCUCGCCGGGCGCCGGGUGGAGCUUCCGCCAUCCGCGCGCCUCUGCCCGGGCCGAGCGCCCCGAUCCGCACCCCCAUGCCCGCCCCCCACGCGCUUCCCUGUCCUCCGCCCUCCGCACCUGGAGGGUACCCAGGGCGCAUGUGGGCACGAGGUAGGGGACCGAAACGGAGCCCCUCGGCCUGUUGCCCACGUUCCUGCUUCAGGACCGGCGCGGGGGGCCCAGCGCGCGCGGGGAGCGGAGGGGCGGCGCGUCCGAGCUGAGCGGGAGUCGCCCGCAGGCUGCUGGGUGCUGAGCACCGAAUCCACCGGGCAGGGGCGGCCGCGCACCGAGGGCGCUGGCUGGGUCUGAGGGCGGGAGGAGCUGGCGCUUUCUAAGGACCUCAGAGUGCCCAGCAGAGUGCGGUGGGCAGUGCGAGGCGACCGGGGCCAGGCUUGGACUGAGAUUCUGGGCGCCUCGAAAGAGCUGUGCGGGCGAGGUUCGGAGACUUUGUGGGUUUUCAUGCUCACCCUGGACGGUGGACUUGGGGGCUCGGGAGUGGAGGACUUUAGCAGAGAGAGGGAAGGAGGAGGUGCCAAAUCACCUCAAGCCAACCCUGAGAGAUGGUGACGCGGAGACCGGGUGCACAGAGCAGCCACCCAGCCUGGGCUUCAGAGUUGGCGGCUGACCCUGAGGCCUAUGCUGGAGGCCCUGCUCCCACUUCCUGCGGGGGUGCCCUGGGCUCUGCUGUGCCUGCUUCCUGACCUGCAGUGUGGGGAGAAUCUUCUUGAGGGGCUUCCAAGGGCCCACUUCAAGGAGGGGCUGGUACCAGGCUCUGUGGGGGAAGGGAUGCUGUCCCGUCCAGCUCUUUACGAUCCUGAGCCCAAGGCCCACCAUCACCCAAGGCUGAGUGCCCUGACACAGGAGGGUCCUAGCAGGGCUGGGACUCAGUCAGCCUCUGACCCGUCCAGGUGCCCUGUCCAGCUGACUGCAAGGACAGAGAGGAGUCCUGCCCAGCUCUUGGAUCAGUCUGCUCAGCCGAGGAUCCCAGUGGAGCCAGGGGUGACCCUGGAGCCCAGCCUGCCCCGAGGAGGCCCUGGCUCAGAGCCAUGCCAGGUGUCUGUGAUAGGGCCCCUGACUUCCUCUCCCCGUCUGAAGACCAGGUGCUGAGGCCUGCCUUGGGCAGCUCAGUGGCUCUGAACUGCACGGCUUGGGUAGUCUCUGGGCCCCACUGCUCCCUGCCUUCAGUCCAGUGGCUGAAAGAUGGGCUUUCAUUGGGAAAUGGGGACCACUACAGCCUCCACGAGUACUCCUGGGUCAAGGCCAACUUGUCAGAGGUGCUUGUGUCCAGCGUCCUGGGGGUCAACGUGACCAGCGCUGAGGUCUAUGGGGCUUUCACCUGCUCUAUCCAGAACGUCAGCUCCUCCUCUGUCACUCUUCAGAGAGCUGGUGAUGGUGGUUCCCCAGGUGAAGGGCCCUACAAGCCACGUGACUGCGGUGCUGGCCUCCCUCCUGGUCCUGCUGGCCCUGCUGCUGGCUGCCCUGCUCUACAUCAAGUGCCGUCUCAACGUGCUGCUCUGGUACCAGGACGCGUAUGGGGAGGUGGAGAUGAACGACGGGAAGCUCUACGACGCCUACGUCUCCUACAGCGACUGCCCAGAGGACCGCAAGUUCGUGAACUUCAUCCUGAAGCCGCAGCUGGAGCGGCGUCGGGGCUACAAGCUCUUCCUGGACGACCGCGACCUCCUGCCGCACGCUGGUAUCCCGGGCCCCGCCCACCCGGAGGGCCCGCCCCACUGGGCCCUACCCCAGAGGUCCCGCCCCCACAAUCGGGCCCCGCCCCCAGAGGCCCCGCCCCACUCCCCAUCCCACCCGAAGCCCCGCCCCCACCACCGAGCUCUGCCCCAUUCCCCAUCCCAUCCGGAGCCCCGCCCCCACUGUCGAGCUCCGCCCCAUUCCCCGCCCACCCUGAGCCCCGCCUCCACCACCGAGCUCCGCCCCACCGAUCGGGGCCCCGCGCCGCCGACGCCCGCCCUCCCGCAGAGCCCUCCGCCGACCUCCUGGUGAACCUGAGCCGCUGCCGCCGCCUCAUCGUGGUGCUUUCGGACGCCUUCCUGAGCCGGGCCUGGUGCAGCCACAGCUUCCGGGAGGGCCUGUGCCGGCUGCUGGAGCUCACCCGCAGACCCAUCUUCAUCACCUUCGAGGGCCAGAGGCGCGACCCCGCGCACCCGGCGCUCCGCCUGCUGCGCCAACACCGCCACCUGGUGACCUUGCUGCUCUGGAGGCCCGGCUCCGUGACUCCUUCCUCCGAGUUUUGGAAAGAACUACAGCUGGCGCUGCCGCGUAAGGUGCAUUACAGGCCCGUGGAAGGAGACCCUCAGACGCAGCUCCAGGACGACAAGGACCCCAUGCUGAUUCUUCGAGGCCGAGUCCCGGAGGGCCGGGCCCUGGACUCAGAGGUGGACCCGGACCCUGAGGGAGACCUAGGUGUCCGGGGGCCUGUCUUUGGAGAGCCAUCAGGGCCACCGCACACGAGUGGGGUCUCGCUGGGAGAGGGCCGGAGCAGUGAAGUGGACGUCUCGGACCUUGGCUCGCGAAACUACAGUGCCCGCACAGACUUCUACUGCCUGGUGUCCAAGGAUGAUAUGUAGCUCCCACCCCAGAGUGCAGGAUCAUAGGGACAGCAGGGGCCAGGGCUGGGGGAUCUCUCCUCUGCUCAGCAGGACCACAACCCCUGCCAGCAGCCCUGGGACCCUGGGGAAAAGGCUGUGGCCUCAGGGGUGCCUGCCAGUGCCAGAAAAUAAAGUCCUUUUGGAUUCUG